AAGAGGAGAGCGCUAGCAGAAUGAUGGUCCAAAGCAUACUGAGAAGAUGUAUCUGUGUGCAUAUGCAUCUGUACAGGAAAAUAUCGUGAUUCUGCGAAUAGUUUAUUACAAAAUAGUCUGACAUGUUAGAGACUUUUUUUGGUUGUGAUUUAAUUCCUUUAAAUUAGAUUUUAGGCAACUUGUUUCAAACAACGCUGCUACAACAAAUUUCCAAGUGUAAAACUACUGCUAUGGGGAAAAUAGUUUUUAAUAAUGCAUUUAAGAAUUCAUUAUGUUAAUACAGGUACAGUGAAAGAAUCUGGUGAGAAACAUAAGGGAUCUGUUGAAAUUCCUAACCUGUCAGAAGAAAAUGAGGUAGAUGAUACAGAGAUAAAUGUUAGCAAAAAGAAAGGGGAAGGGGAUGUUCUGAAGGAUCUUAUGAGAAUUGAAGGAACCGUGAAGGUCAGAGAAGCACUCAGAGAUUAUCUGAAAGCACUCAAAACAGAGUUUACCUUGGGAAUGAUCCUGCCAACAAAAGCUACUGUUGGUCAGGAACUGGCAGCUGAGAGAAAACUAAGUGGGAACAUCAUGCAAGAUGUGGAUAUUGUUGGUGUAAAAAUUCCAACAGUGAAGAUACUAAUGAAAGAAACGUUCAACUCCCCAGCAGAUGAACUUUAUGGCAUCUUCACAACUAAGGAAUUGGUUCAGAAGUUUUCUAAAUGUUCUGCUGUGAUUGAAGCUGAAAAAGGAGGGAAGCUUCAGAUGUUCGAUGGUUGUGUUAGUGGCGAAUAUGCAGAAUUGGUCCCAAGCCAAAGAAUUGUCUUGAAAUGGAGAUGUAGAAACUGGCCUGAUGAACAUUACGCAACGGUUGCCUUGAAUUUCAAGGAUAUGGCAGCUCAAACGGAACUGCAGUUAGAGUGCAAAGGAGUUCCUGUCUCUAAUGAAGAUAGUACAAGACAAUGUUGGAAGAAACAGUAUUUUGAAGAAAUACAUGUUUUACUGCAACAAUUCAAAGACAAUACUGAAUGACAACAGCACUGUAGUUUUGUUAGGGCAUUACUUUUUAUAAAUUGUUAACAUUUGUUUUUUAAAGAAAUAAUUUAUUUGUGGGAUGAAUAAAGACCCACUUCUACGA
Struthio camelus australis is the source of this 1114-nucleotide messenger RNA. Lineage: Eukaryota; Metazoa; Chordata; Aves; Struthioniformes; Struthionidae. The record is from RefSeq and is a predicted model, not a curated record.